AUGGAUCACCAGUUGUUGUGCUGUGAGGGGGACAGGCCUGCCAUCCGGAGGGCCUACCGGGACUCCAACCUGUUGAAUGAGCGGGUCCUGCACGCUCUGUUGCGGGCAGAAGACAAGUACCUCCCUUCUCCCAACUACUUCAAAUGCGUCCAGAGAGAAGUAGCUCCGUACAUGAGGAGGAUACUGGCUACCUGGAUGUUGGAGGUGUGUGAGGAGCAGAAAUGUGAGGAGGAGGUGUUCCCUCUGGCUAUGAACUACAUGGACCGCUUCCUGUCGGUGGAACCCACCAAGAAGACCCACCUGCAGGUCCUGGGAGCCGCCUGCAUGUUCCUGGCUUCCAAACUGAAGGAAACGAUCCCGCUCACUGCUGAGAAGCUCUGCAUCUACACAGACAACUCCAUCACCCCAACUCAGCUGCUGCAAAUGGAGCUGGUGGUUCUGAACAAGCUGAAGUGGGACCUGGCUUCAGUUACCGCUCUGGACUUCAUAGAGCACUUCCUGUCCCAGCUGCCGGUUGUGAGAGAGCACCGGCCCAUCCUCAGGAAGCACGCUCAGACCUUUGUGGCUCUGUGUGCCACAGAUGUUAAAUUCAUCGCCAGCCCUCCGUCCAUGGUGGCAGCAGGCAGCAUGGUGGCAGCGGUGGGGGGCCUGCAGAUGAGAAUGGUGGGCACAUCCAUGAUGUCUAAGACACUGACGGAGCAGCUGGCACAGAUCAUCAGGAGUGACCCGGACUGUCUGAGGGCAUGUCAGGAACAAAUUGAGUCGCUGCUAGAAACAAGUCUCCGACAGGCACAACAACCGCAACACUCGGUUACCAUGGAGACUAAGAGCAUCAGUGAGGAGCAGGACGUCUCGACGACUCCCACAGAUGUCCGGGACAUAAACAUCUGACGGAGAGCUGCCAGUCGCGCUGCUGGAGGAGGAAAGCGAAGCACGUGGAACUGACGACGUGGGCGCUCAUCUUUGACCAAUACAGUGGCACACGUGUGGUGUGUACUCUGGAGCGCUCACCAGAAUCUGAACUCAACAACGUGUCAGGACUGUUCAUAUGAAAUCCAGUCUGAACUGUGGC
Molecule: messenger RNA, 1072 nt
Organism: Etheostoma spectabile (orangethroat darter)
Lineage: Eukaryota; Metazoa; Chordata; Actinopteri; Perciformes; Percidae
Product: G1/S-specific cyclin-D1
Exons: 5
Coding region: 1-891 (296 amino acids)
Source: RefSeq, a predicted model, not a curated record